This is a messenger RNA of Cydia amplana, 4141 nucleotides long. RefSeq lists its product as uncharacterized. The record is from RefSeq and is a predicted model, not a curated record. Lineage: Eukaryota; Metazoa; Arthropoda; Insecta; Lepidoptera; Tortricidae. Bases 28 to 4062 code for a protein of 1344 amino acids. The transcript is spliced from 8 exons.
ACCAGAAGACUCAUCCUCCUCAAGGAAAUGGCAAUAUAUUCAACUUUAACUGAUGCUAUGAGCUCCAAAGUAUACGAUUUGGUACCAAAUUCUCUUACCGCCAAAAGUUUAAUCAGUUCUGGCAGUGCCAAUUCAAACUACAAACGACGUAAAAGCAAGAGCAAUUCAGUCUACAUCUCUAAUGAUCAUAUCCACUUGCGUUCCCUUACUGAAGAAAAAACUAAAAAAGAGUUCUUAUCUUCUUUUCAACUAGCUGCAAAAUUGUAUAAAUCUAAUUCUGAUGAAUUCAAAACGGCGAAGAAAAUGAGUAAGAAGAGCAACAAGAAGUCUGUGUUGACGCUUCCCAAUGAGCCAGCUCUACAGCCUCAGUCUUGCACUGUAAGCGAUAUGAACGAUAGCGAAUAUUUCAAACGUAAUCGCAAACCUAACGCACAAAAGACGAAAAAACGCCUGCCUCGGAAGAAAAAUCCCAAGCAACCAGAUUACAACUGUGAAUAUUAUGAUAGAGAAGCAGACUACUGCUCCCAAAUGAACGUAUUCCUAGAUUGUAGUUCUGUAGAUGUCUGUAGAUGUAAGGAUUUUAAAGGCGACUGCCGGAGACAUUCAAGAGAUUCUUAUAAUUCCAAAACUGAAACCAAUGCACCGACUGCAUCUGAUGUUUGGUCUGUGUUGAGGAAUAUGAAUAGAUUUCCAUUUUAUUCAUCUCCACCUAUGUCUGAUGACAGCAACUACGAGAUAAAGCCGAGAAACAUAGUCCAGAAGAAACUUAAUAGAGGCAUUUAUGAGACGUGCCGAACUGAGCAGAUUUAUAUCCAGACUGAGCUUAAUGUUCCUAGAGAUGGCAGUAUUUCCGGGUCUUCUCAGGUAACCGUGAUCGACAAAAAUGAUGAACCCGAACAAUUUUGCAAAAAAGUGGAAAUUACAUCUUUUGAACAGAAUGUACCACUGGUUAACGCAAACAAUAAGAAGCAAGGUUCGCAAAUGACUAAUAAUAACAGAAAACGUAUAAAUUCAAACCUUAAAUUUAGAACAAAGAAAAAUUCCGCUAGCAACGAUACGAUCAUUGACCAAAAAUCUAAACUAUCUGAAGUAUCGAUGAAGCCAGAUCAGACAUUAAAUAGAGGUGAUGGCAGCUUUAAAGAAUCACAGACAAAACCUAUUUGUACGACAGUUCAAGUCCAAACCGAGACGGAUAGUGAUAACAAAAAAGAUGAUAAACCCCAAAUAAAUCCGAACGCUCAUGUACAUAAUCCUGUUAGCAAUACCGCGACUAUGAGCGGUGAUAUACCGAAACAAAUGAUGAACAGUCGUCUAAACAUGAGAGAGCCUCUCCGACGUCCUUUACCAAGGCCGGUACCCUGGACUAGCACUCAACCGCGUCAAAAUAUCCCACCGGAACGCUCCUUAACAAAUGCUUCUUCUAAAGUUAUACUCAGUCCACUACAUGUUGGCUUGAUGUUUUCCAAACUACAAGACAGCCCUAGAGUCCCUGACCAGGCCACAGCGGAUCCAAUGCAACCGUUAACUAAAACCGCCAUACGCAGAAUUAUAGCCAAAAUCAAAUUCCCAUUAGUUAUUUUGGAAAAAGAUCAAGUCAGUGGCACAUUUGAAGUAGAACAUUACGAUAACCUACAAUUCAGAGGAUUAGAUGAGCAUGUGUGGCCUUUCAUGGUCAAUUGGACGGAGAAACCUAAAUCACUUGGAAUUGAAACGGCGGCGCAAUCUAAAAAGCAAAUUUUCAAGGACAAAGUGCCCAUUUUAACAAACAUUGAUUGUACAAUUCGCAACAAAAAGAAACAGAUGGGUUCAACUCUCAGUAACGUUGAAUCUAAACAGAGUAGUGCCGCCAAAACAAAACCAGCAUCCCGAUUCCGAGACAACAUAUUGAAGCUUUUGUAUAAGAAGACUACUAAUCAAAAUAUGGGUAAUGAUAUCUUACCUACACGUGUCCAGCGGGACGUGAAUGUGAACCCGUUGCCAAUCAAAAGCACUGACGUUAGUUCAAGCACAUGUAAGACAUUGAGAGGAGUCACCAGCAGUAGCUACAUAGCAAAAUCUCGAGCAAGGACAGUACAGGAUGUACCUCGAGCGAGGACUCCACCUCAAACGAGGAGUCCCCCUCAAACGAGGAGUACCCCUCAAACGAGAAGUUCCCCUCAAACGAGAAGUUCCCCUCAAACGAGAAGUCGCUCUCAAACGCCAAGUCCCCCUCGAGUGAGGAGUCCACCUCGAGUGAGGAGUCCACCUCGAGCGAGGAGUCCACCUCAAACGAGAAGUCCCCCUCGAGUGAGGAGUCCAGUGAGAAAGGAAAAACCAAGUUUUUCAACAUCACUCCCGCCGCCGACAUCACCGUCCCAAAUUUUGAUACCCCCGAAGAAACGUGAAGCCAAGAGAAUAUGGGGUAAAGCCAAAUGGGCGAGUGAUUUCAUUGAAAAUGUUAUUACUAAGAUUAAAUGUGGCAUCUAUUAUACUAGCGAACCGCAAACGAAGAAUUUAAAUUUGAAAAAACCUCCUCAGAAUCGCACAAGCGAAAAACCUCCUCAGAAUCUCACAAGCGAUACCAGUGACUUAAACAAUAAUGCAAAUAAGGAAGUGUCCAUUCAGGUGACCAUGCCCAUAAUUACAGAAGAUUUCACACCAAAAGUCACUAUACAAAAGAAAAAGGAACUUAUUAUAAUGUUGCCUGGAUUUGAUGAUGCUAUGCCGCCACUGGAAAUAAAAUCUAUGACUCGGAACUUAAUCGCAGUGAAGCAUUGCAUUAUGAAUGUUUUGCUACAAUUUGACGUGAACGUACCAGAAGCUAACAAAAGCGGUCUCGCCAUCAAGCGUUCUAUUUCUUGCAUACCUCUCUCUGCAACAGAGAGUAGAACCACAGUAUUUAAAUGCAAAACUAGAAUCCUUAAUGCUGCAUUGCCUGCUGAACUUUGCAGCAUUAUACCGAGGUUGAUGACGCAAUUUCAGUCAACACCCCUAAUAUUACAAGAACCAAAGAGAAAUGCAUCUCUAAGCACCAUAUCUGAAUACACGACGAUCUCUGACAUCCAGGAGUCAAGCAUAUUUCCAUUGUUGCCUCAAAUAAGAAUGUCUCCAGCGCUGAUGAGAUUAAGGAACGGGAGAUUCUGGAAAAAUCCAAAGUCAAUGUUACAAGUCAAUACAAAUUCUCUCUCGGAGUAUUUACCUACCAUCAAGAUGCAAACCUGUAAUAAUGUUGUCUACGUGAACUUGGCUAUUGGCAACCAUCAGGGAAUAGGUGUUUUUUUGUGCAUCGACAUUACAAAUUUUAAAAUUGUAACUCCGACAAUGUCAUCCACCGCUAAUAUUAUGAAAUAUGAACGUCCCGAGAAACAAAUUGAAUACAUAAAACUUGCGAAGAUAAGAGAAUCUAACAGCACAGAAACAAGAAAACCAGUGCCAAAUGUAUCAAUUAGAAAGAAAGGUCACGUGAGAUACGUACAACUUUAUAAGAAAUGCAAAUCCACUUCGCACAUUGUAGUGGAACGAAGGAGCACGCCUUUGAGUAAAGUGACGAAUUUGGACGAAUUCUUUCAAGCAAUGGGCGCGGGGAAACUGCUAUCCAGUGUUUUUGAUGGCAGUUGUGGGAAGAAAAUUCUGGCGCUCGUUUCAGACUUGAAAACUUACAUUUCGGGAAUAACACCGAGGCAAGCUUUAUUAGUCAUGUUACUGGCAAACAAAAAAGAAACGUUAAAUUUAAUAAGAUUUCGGCCCGUAAUACUGCAGGGAAUAGCGGUUAAUAGGAUAACACGUGCUAGCGAUCUGGAUAUGGAAGUCGAGGUCAUUGAAAAGGAGAAGUUCAAUAGGACGAUGGAGUAUCCUGGCGUGCCUCCCUUAUUAGAAAGUAAAGGAAAUAACGAUAAUCUUUUGGAAGAAUUGAUUUGGAUAGCGAAAACUACUGCAUCGGAUUAUCAGAGACAGUUCGACGGAUCCUCUGAGAAACUGCUAAAGACCCUAUUAGAGAAAAGAAAGAGGUUGAACCCAUCGUACUUGCGAGUGAUGGCGCGCUACGUGGGCCUCGGGCUUCUGAAAACUCAAGUGAACCGCUAACCUCUGAACCUGAGCAGUUUGGAAUUUGCUUUUCUUUGAAAUUGUGAACGUUUGUUUCGUCAUGUAAAUUAUCUUGUGG